GCCAUGGUCUCCCAGGCCCGGGCGCCGGCUGUCCUCUGCCUUCUGCUCGGCCUGCAGGGGUCCCUGGCGGCAGUCUUCGUCUCCCAGGAGCAGGCCCACAGUGUCCUGCACAGGACCCGGCGUGCCAACUGGUUCCUGGAGGAGCUGCUGCCAGGCUCCCUGGAGCGUGAGUGCAGGGAGGAGAGCUGUUCCUUCGAGGAGGCCCGGGAGAUCUUCCGCAACGAGGAGAGGACGAAGCAAUUCUGGAUUUCUUACAACGACGGGGACCAGUGCGCCUCGAGGCCCUGCCAGAAUGGGGGCUCCUGCGAGGACCAGCUCCAGUCCUACAUCUGCUUCUGCCCGGAUGGCUUCGAGGGCCGCAACUGUGAGACAGACACAAAGAGCCAGCUGAUCUGCCCGAAUGACAACGGGGGCUGUGAGCAGUACUGCAGGGACGACGCGGAGGCGGGGCGCACCUGUGGGUGCCACGAGGGGUACGCGCUCCAGGCAGACGGGGUGUCCUGCGCCCCCACAGUUGAAUAUCCGUGUGGAAAAAUACCUGUUCUGGAAAAGAGAAAUGGCAGCAACCCCCAAGGCCGAAUCGUGGGUGGCUGCGUCUGCCCCAAAGGGGAGUGUCCCUGGCAGGCCAUGCUGAAGCUGAACGGGGCGCUGCUGUGUGGGGGCUCCCUGCUCGACCCUGCCUGGGUGGUCUCGGCAGCCCACUGCUUCGACAGACUCAGGAGCUGGAGGAACGUGACGGUGGUGCUGGGCGAGCACGACCUCAGCCUGGACGAGGGCGACGAGCAGGAGCGGCGGGUGGCUCAGAUCAUCGUGCCCGACGCGUACGUGCCGGGCAAGACGGACCACGACCUGGCCCUGCUGCGCCUGGCGCGGCCCGCGGCCCUGGGCGAGGCCGUGGCGCCGCUGUGCCUGCCCGAGCGCGGCCUGGCCGAGGGCGCGCUGGCCUCCGUGCGCUUCGCGGCCGUCAGCGGCUGGGGCCGGCUGCUGGAGCGCGGGGCCACCGCGCGCCGCCUCAUGACCGUGCACGUGCCGCGCCUCCGCACCCAGGACUGCCUGCAGCAGUCGCGCCGCCGACCCGGCGGCCCCGCCGUCACCGACAACAUGUUCUGCGCCGGCUACGCGGACGGCAGCAAGGACGCCUGCAAGGGCGACAGCGGCGGCCCGCACGCCACCCCCUUCCGCGGCACCUGGUACCUCACGGGCGUGGUCAGCUGGGGCGAGGGCUGCGCGGCCGCCGGCCACUUCGGCGUCUACACGCGCGUGUCGCGGUACACGGCCUGGCUGCGCCGGCUCAUGGGCUCCCCGCCGCCCUCGGGGGGCCUCGUGCGGGCCCCGCUGCUGUCCCGGCGCCCGCCCGCCCCAAGCAGCCCUGCCUCCUCCGAGCCCUGGUGGCCGCCCACCCUCCCUGCAUCCUCCAGAGGCAUCUCCCGGAGACCCGUGUUUAUCUUUGAGCUGGUCUCCUUCACAGUCACCAGCUUGGCUGACGUGAACCUCUCACAAACGGCUUGCUGCCCCGUCAGGCGGUCGUUUUCUGGGUUCUCACUGGGCACACACGUCAAGAGCCCCGACCCUGGGCCGGACCUCCUGGGGUCGCUGCGGCUCCGGCUCCAGCUCUGGUUCCCUCAGCCGUGCUGCUAA
Messenger RNA from Hippopotamus amphibius kiboko, 1638 nucleotides. It is a transcript of the gene F7, whose product is annotated as coagulation factor VII. The coding region runs from base 4 to 1638 and encodes 544 amino acids. Gene Ontology annotation, cellular component: extracellular region. The record is from RefSeq and is a predicted model, not a curated record. Gene Ontology annotation, molecular function: calcium ion binding; serine-type endopeptidase activity. The transcript is spliced from 10 exons. Lineage: Eukaryota; Metazoa; Chordata; Mammalia; Artiodactyla; Hippopotamidae. Gene Ontology annotation, biological process: proteolysis.